This is a messenger RNA of Vicugna pacos (alpaca), 1038 nucleotides long. NCBI's taxonomy places the organism in Eukaryota, Metazoa, Chordata, Mammalia, Artiodactyla, Camelidae. The record is from RefSeq and is a predicted model, not a curated record.
AUGGCACAUGUUUCUUCAGAAAUUCAGGAUGUGUCUCAUAAAGAUGGACCAACUGGCUCAGGAAACUCCGAUAGAUCUAUAUUGUUUGAUCAAACAUUCUCUGGAGACUUGGACUUGAGGUCUAUGUUUGAAGAAAAUGCUUUUCAGACUUUGUCUGAGGAAUCCUUGAUAAAAAGACCAUGUUACACACAACGUGUCUCUGAACCAGAUGAAGAUAAUGAUUUUCGUUCUCUGACAUUUACAAGAAACCUAUGGAAAAUGCCUGGGAGUGACCAAUUUAAAUCCAUUUGGUGGGAUGUUAAUGGAACUUCCAUAGUGAUUGAUGAAGAUGUCUUUAAGAAGGAAGUUUUGGAAAGAAAGGCCCCUUACAGAAUAUUUGAAACUGGAAAUAUGAAAAGUUUAGUUAGACAGCUUAACCUUUAUGUGUUUAGUAAAGUGAGUUAGAAUUUUCAAAUAUCUGCUUGCCUAGCUGACUUUCUGGCAGAAGAAAAAGGUGUCUCAGUUUUAAGAAAGAUGCAGUUCUACCAUAAUCCAAAUAUAAAACGAGGCUGUCCCCAGCUUUCAGUGGGAAUGAAAAGAAGACUUGGGAUGAAAAAUGCCUCUCUGUUAUCUUCAUUGGCUGAAGAUUUUGACAUGAAGCACUUUAAAGCAGGGGGUAAUAUGGAUAAUCAUAAUUCUGGUUUUGUGUCUGACACUAGUGGAGAAAGUGCAUUUUUACCUUCUGCAAAUUUAAACAUGCGUCUAAUAAGAAAGCCCUCUACUAGCCACAUAAUUAGUGGUACAACUACUACGAUCAGUGAUUUUUCUGCUCCAUCAUCAAUGUCAGUUAGACUACCAGAACAAAUUGCAUUGGAUCAACGUGCUAUUUUAAAUCAGUUGACCACUGUCCACGGGCACUCUCAAAGCAGCUACACUAUAAAUGGCCAUGUUGUGAACUCCAUUACAACUACAAAUUCUACUUCACAGUACAGCAUCUUGUCUCCAAUACAGAACAAUUAUUUUGGACUGAUGUUGGAGCCUUCUACUUUUACAAAUUGA